Molecule: messenger RNA, 2151 nt
Organism: Sitodiplosis mosellana (orange wheat blossom midge)
Lineage: Eukaryota; Metazoa; Arthropoda; Insecta; Diptera; Cecidomyiidae
Exons: 2
Coding region: 450-1829 (459 amino acids)
Source: RefSeq, a predicted model, not a curated record
UAUAAUGCAUCGAACGCGUCAUUUUACGGAGCGUUGUCACAAUUAAAUCGAUUUAAUUUUAAUUUGCUAAUAUUUUCGUGUCGAAACCAAAAUAAUUUUCGUGUUUGUAAUAAUAACUAUUAAUCGAAUCAAUUUUACUUUUGUAAUAACUGGAUGAAUAUAAUAAUGCCCUUUAAUACGAUAAAACUUUUCUUCGGAGACGAAAAUACCUAAAAGAGUUUACGACAAAUAAAAUGUACGACAAACAAAAACCAUCGCCAGCUACGAUUAAAGUGUUUUUGCUACCAUUUCUGUGAAUUAAAUCGGUUGGAGUUGUUUCUUCUGAAAAUUUUAAGGUUUGGAGUGAAUGCUCUGCAGAAAAAACAAAGCGAAACGGAUAACUGUAUACAAAAGAUUUUUCAUCUACCAAAUCAUCCGUUGAAUAUAUUCAUUGUUUAUAAAACACCAACAUGGACCCGAAACAACAAUCCGUUGUCCCACAAUGCAACGAAUGGAAUAUAAUGGAAAAUAACAUGGAAACACUGCCACCUGCACACGAUUCUCGAAAAAAUAUUCUGAAUAUUCUCAAUGAUCAUUGCAUUCAAGAAAUCUUUAUUCGUUUGCGUAGAAGAUGCGAGUUCUUGAAUGUCGCGGAAGUAUGCACAAGAUUCCAAAAAAACGCCAUAAACUGUUACCCUUCGCGUCUGAAAAAGGCCACAUUUUACAACGUUCACUUUCCUCAUAAUAUGCAUCCAAAUCGUGUAGCAAGUUACUUAAGUAUAUUUGGUCAUUUGUUGAAGACGAUCGAUUUACAUUUUGACAAUGAAUCAAGAGAUACUAAACUAGAACUUAGAUCCAUGACACCUAAUGACUAUUUCCGUCUCAAUCAUCUCCACUUGAUCACUGAGUACUGCGGAAAAAAUUUAAUCGAAUUGAACAUUAAUGCGGAUGGCCAAUCUGACGUCUGUUGUGUGGAUUUAAAUGAAUCAAGAAGUUCUCAGUUUGAAGUUUUGGAAAAGCUAACAAUAAAGGGGUGCAUAAUUACAAAACUUGGUCUAUUUAAAAAUCUCAAAUAUUUGCACGUAAUAAUAUGUGAAUUUGAAAAUUGCGAUGGGCUUGCAAACACAUUCCCUAACUUAACGGAUGUUCACUUUGCCGUGGUGAACAAAAGUAUUGACGACUCUUCGUUCAUCGAUUUUCAAAUGAAAAAUUCACAAAUACAACGUUUGGGUGUCGCCAAUUGCCGCUGUCUCUCUUCUCGCAUACUUCAAAAUGUCGAGAAACGACUGCCAAAUCUCGAACGCAUACUUUAUGUUUCGAAUGAAGAUGAAGAAGAACAUCGAAACAAUCUAAUGGAUGUGAGCGAAUUGAAAAAAUUGAAAGAAUUGAACAUCAGAUUUAAUAGAUUGGAAGAUAUGCCAAAUAGAGCACUUAUCGAUCGUCUGGCUGAUCGAGAGGUACCUAUUGAACAUUUGUAUGUUAACCGUUUUAACGAUGUUGAAGCUAUAUCGAAACUAAAAAAGCUGAGAUCAUUGAAUAUAUUCGAUUGUAGUAAGGAAAUUGCAAUCAGAUUAAUUGAAAGUAUACCAACUCUGAAUACUAUUGAUAGGGUGGUUGUUAAACAAUUAUAUGAUGUAGUUGAAGUCUUAGAACAGUCAAAGCAGUUGACCAGAAUCACAAUCGCAGCAAAUGUACAAAAAAUGAAUUUACAAAGUUACAAUGCAAUUUUGCGUGCAGCCAAAAAUCGUGUAAAAGUUUGUUUAACACUGGGUUGUGUUAUUGAAGUUGAUAAAAACAUCCGCGAAUUAAAUAAAGAAUGGCUACUUUGUAACGGAAUUGACGAACGGUAAUUUUAAUAAUGUGAAUUUGACACUAACAGCGUUAAUGUGAUUUUGCAUUUUUGAAAAACUGGCAUAUAAUUUUUGAAAAUGACUAUAUUUUUUGAAAAAUGUAUAUACGAUUUGCCCGUUGAGCCAAAAUCUCAGAAAAAAUAACCAUAAUAAAUAGCUCGAAAACACAAUUAAAAUUGAAAAUAGUGUCAAAUUGACACUUCCAGCGGACGCGGGUUAAGAAAUAAGCCUCAAAAUCAACCAAUAUCACGAUUACAUGAACAAUAUUACAUUAAAAAUAUAUGAAAUGCGUAAUAAAAUAAUGAAACUUUGAUAUACAGCA